This is a messenger RNA of Rhizophagus irregularis DAOM 181602=DAOM 197198, 1548 nucleotides long. RefSeq lists its product as uncharacterized. The record is from RefSeq and is a predicted model, not a curated record. Lineage: Eukaryota; Fungi; Glomeromycota; Glomeromycetes; Glomerales; Glomeraceae.
AAAAUGGCAAGGCUUAACAAAGACGUAAUGCUCCUAAUAUUGGAGGAAUUGCAAAAUGAUAACAAGACUCUUUAUUCAUGCCUUUUGAUUAAUAGGACUUGGUGUAAAGCAGUUACUCCAAUUUUAUGGAAAAAUCCCAAUAGACAAGAUAUUAACGAACGUGUUUUCUUUAAUGUAAUACUUUCACAUUUGUCGGAAGAAUCAAGAAAUAAUUUGAUGAACCAAGGGGUUAAACUUAUUGCACAACCAUAUCAGCAAACUCUUUUUAAUUAUAUCAGAUUUUGGAAAUACUUGGAUCUAUGUUUUUUAGAUCGCAUCAUGCACGAUUUUUUCAAAUACCCUGAGUCCAAAAUUUAUAUUGUAGGAAAUGAAAUAUUGAAUCUAUUUAAUAUGAAUACAAAAUUUAUUUCUAUUGCUAUCCACAAGCUAUCCCAUAUUUAUAUUACAGGAACUGAGCAUUGUUUCUCAGAAAUUUCAGAACUUGAAUACUUUUUUUGUGAUAUUGAAAUCAAUAGUAAUGUUUUAGAGAGAUUGGCUAUGAUAAACUCAUCAAUUAAAAAGUUGAGAUUUGAAAUCAAUAACAUCACGAAAAAUCCUGGAAUCAUUAGAUUAAUUGAAACUCAAAAAAACCUAAAGGAGGUUAUCGUCAACUCAAAUAAUUUAUUUAGUAAUGAGUUCUAUUGUAAAUCACUUGAAGAAUCACUAAUUAAUUGUGCAGAUACUAUCCAGUAUUUAAAAAUAGAUUGGAUACCUACUACAAAUUAUCUUUCUUACCUCGUAAAUUUAGUAAGUUUAAAAAUACAAGGUGCUCGCAAUGCAAAUUGGUUAUAUUUAGAAAAUGUAUUUUUACCUCAUUUAAAAAUUCUUAAGGCUCGAUAUAUCCCAUCUAGAAUUUUAGCCAAUUUAAUUGUAAAUACAAAAGGAAAGCUUAUUGAAAUCAGAAUUCUUUUCCAACAUUCCAAAGAUAAUGAAAAGCUUAUCCAGGCAAUUUAUAGAAAUUGUCCAAAUCUUAAUUAUCUUCAAUUAUCAUUGAAUGAUAUAAAUAUUGCAGAAUUUGAAAAGAUAUUAAUUCACUGUAGAUUUUUAAUUGGACUAGAAAUUAUGGAAUCAAAUGGUUUUUAUCCUUAUAACAAACAUGAUUGGAGUAAAUUCAUGAAAAUAUUAGUGAAUUCUUCUUCAACUAAUUUGUUCAAGUUUAAAUUUUUUACUAUGAAUGUAGAGAAUAUGAUAGAAGCUUUAGAAUUAUUUCUUGAUGGUUGGAAGGAUAGAUGUCCUAUAAGAUUGAAAACAAUUCCAUUAAAAUAUGAAUCGUAUCAACUGCAGCAAUUAAAAGACCUAUUACAAAUGUAUAAGGUAAAAGGUAUCAUUAAAAAUUAUAGCGUUAAUAGUAGUAUUGACGAAAUUGAAUGUAUCCAAUUGAUUAAUUGAUUGAAUGGUUGAAGCAAACGAAAAAUGGAGACAUCCUGUCAAGAUCUUUUCUUUUAAAUUUAUCGUAUUUUUUAUCUAAAUUCUUUUCUUCUAUUACUUUUAUGUUUUUACCUAAAUUUU